AAAAAACAGAAAAUAGAACAUGGCGGAGGCAGAGCGGCAAAGGAUCUUUUCCGAGCGGGCAAGAAAUGGUCUUUCGUACAAAUCAAGCCCAUUGUUAGGCUCAGCUAGAAAGUAUCAAGCUUCGGAGAAAAGUUCAUUGUCAGAGAGCUUUGAAGGACCAAAAUGUUACGGUUCUACGCGAAACCCACUUCAACCGCAGUGCGAUGUAAAAUGGAUAGGACAUGUGUUAGAGGAAACAGACACGUUACAAGGGGUGGCGAUAAAAUACGGCGUGACGGUAAGAAAAGGCGUUGGAAAAAUAUAUAUCUUAUGUGCUUUUCCUUUUAUUGUAAAAUUGUUUUUAAGGGUAAAUAGCCUCUUCAUUACACGGAAUACGCAAUUAAUGUUGUGUUAUGCUAGUAUUCGACUGUGCUAUUGUAUUCGGAUUGUGUAAGAUUUCCAGCAUUCUCGAGUUUCAUCCCCGUUACAUAACCUUGAUUUUGUUUUAAGUUAACUGAGAAUGCUGUUUAUAUAUGCUCACGAAGAUAACAGUUUCAUGAUCAGGAAAAAGAUUUUUCCGUUUUCGGUUUAGGUUUAAUACAUACAUGUGGACGCCUGAUAAAAAUAAUUGCUUUGGGAAUCGUGCUUUGGUCUUGGAAAUUCAUUGGUUGGUGGUCACUCAAGCAAAGCAUUGUAUUGUAUUCUGCGUUUCAAUGACCAAAUCACAAAGCAACCUUUAUUGAAAUAGGUGUAUACAGCGGGCGGACAUAGCUGUAAACAUCCUCCAUAACAUCAUAAAUAAUGAUCUGUCUUGUGACAGUGUAAGACAAACAAUCUGAUUCAUGUGAGGCUGAAAUAGAGAGACUUAGUUGUCUAAUGGAUGGAUAGUUUUCACUGCCAUGCAGUAAAAUAUUCAAAACCAUGCUAUGAAUGUAGAAAGCUAUCUGUCCCCUGGAAUUUGACAAAAACAUUAUUUGAAUUAGCUUGCGAAUACAGCAGUCUGCUCUUGCUCGUUGCCACAAGGGAUGUUUCACAGGAGAGACACCUGCACCUCAACAACAGAAAUUCCAUGCUGAUGUAGCAAAGAGCGAGGAGAGACGGUUGUAUUCGCAGGCUACAAAUAAAUUGAAUCUAGCUGAGCCAUUUUCUGUCAAGAGUCCCAAUGAGGUUUUUUGGGAUGUGGAUUUGCUUUAUUUGAAUGCCAGGAUUCAGGAUUUAAAAGCAAAAUGGGGUCCAGAUUUGGAAUUGACGGUAUGCACAUGAUGCAGAAUGCCAGAAAGAAACAUCAGGAUUACAGGUUUGAGGGCAAAUUGGGGCCAGAGUAUAGGAUUUUAUCUCGAACAAAAAGUGGGAAGAGUCUUUUACGAAAAGUUCUCAUCUUUUCGUGUUGGAGCUCUUGGGGUCGGAGUAAGCAAAAAAACAUAGAACAAUCAACGUUUUAAACAUUGCAACCCAAAUGUUUAAGCUGAUAACCUUACAUCAAAACAACAAAGACAUAUUUGCAAACUUGAUGGCAAAGAAGCUAAAAGUUUAGCUGAAUAAAAAGCGUAACAAAUUUUACACUGUUGUACUAUAAUUCUACCGUAGUUUUAUAACUGAAUUAGUAUUCACUUUCUUUUUUUAAAUUACCAAAACCACUUUGAAUUUUUUGUGAGUGGUUAAAAGUUCCUGUUCAAAAAUUCUGGAAAUUCCUGGGGGAAGGGGGGGGGGGGUCAUCAAAGACCCCCUGGAAUGGAAAAUCCUGGGGGUGGGGCAGUGUAAAUCAAAAAGUCUUCCAUGGUGGGGGUAUGGAUAUUUUCUGGAAUCACACAUUAGAAUUUCCUUGCCAAAUUACUGUUUACUGUACUUGAUUUUUGGCACUUUUCUCUGACCAUGAAAGUGGUCAUUAAUGCCAUUACUAGUGACGGGGGGUGGGAGGGGACGUAAUUCUCUUCAGGUCAUUGAGGUAUGCUGAAGUGUCUCUGUUACAGGUCGAAAUUACAUUUAGGUUAAAAAUUUUUUAACCAAGGUUAAUUCUCAAUUUUCUUUGUCUCCUAGCCCUAAUUCAUAAAUAAUCAGGUCUAGGAGAUAAAGGAAUAGAGAAUCAAACUGAGUUAAACAUUCCAACCUGAAUAUAAUUUUGACCUAUAACAUCUUCUCCAAGUCCUGUCUCUAAGGCUACUUGGCUCAAAAGUAGUGAGCGCAUCUGGAAUUUACCUUACUUUUCAAAAUGAUUCAGUAUCUCUACUGAACUUAUAAGCAUUUACUUUAAGCACUUCUCCUGAUGCUUUUUCUACUAAGAUGGCAAAGAAACUCACAAGACAAACAGGCUUGUUCCUUUGUUAAAAUGUUCUGUUUGUGCUGUUAGAACCAAGAAUAAUACUGCCUUAUGAGAAGAUAAAAAUUUGGGCCUUUACAUAGUGAUGGCUGUUAUGGGUUUUUUUAAAAAAUCCAAUGAUCCACGGUGCAAAUGAUCUAUUGGGAGAAAUUUAGAGGUGUGCUAGGGCAAGCUCUUCAAGAACGAUGUCUAAAUUUGUUGCAUAGUCAAUUGCUGUAGUGAUAUUUAUUAGUGCAGCAAGACUUCUAUAGGAAAAAUUGUUCUUGGUCUUGUAGGUUUUGUUAAUUAAACUGGUGAUCUCUGGAACCCGGCCAAGGAGCAUUAAGUGACAUUAUUAUGCCCUGGUUGAGGAAUCAACAAUGUUGUAAUGCUAGCUUUCCCAUGAAUAGUCAAGAAAGUGGAAACAUUGGUUUAACAUUUUUGUCAAAUCAUUUUAGUUGAUGGCUUAGACUAACCUAAAACCAUCUAAAAAGAUCGUCUUCUCAUUCUGUAUGGUACUGGUUUAUAUUGGCAUCAAAAAACAUGGUUUUUUUCACUUUGUAAAGUGAAAAAAAUUUCUCCAAAUUGAAGCAUCAAAAAUCUGACUUCUUCUGACUUGUACAUAACAUGGAGAUGGGCUCAUUAGGAGAAGAAAAAUUGGCAAAAAUUACUGAUAUUGGAGUUUUAAAAAUGCCAAGUUAAUUGAAAGAUAGUUUCUCUUUGACUCAAGUUUCAUUUACCAGAUAUAAUUUUCCUUUGUGAUCCCAUUUUUUAGGUUGAUCAGUAUGCUAAUGUUACAUUUGUGCAUCAUGAGAUAAAUGAAUUAUUCGAAGUAAAAAAAAAAAGAUGUCAAAUGUAAAUUAUAAUCUUAAUAUAAUGUGUACAUGCAUGUGUGUAUACAUGGGAGGCAUGAACAAAAAAAAAUUGGGAGAGAUUUUUUAUACCUGUUAAAUGGUAUACAAAAUGUCUUCUAGGGGUAUACUUCAAUGUGUAUAAACAGCCUUUAGCAAUUGCAUAAAUGUAGAAAAAACUUUUCCUAAUUUUUCUUUCAUGAAUGUUAAUUUUUGUUAGGUUGAACAGCUGAGGAGAGCAAAUAAAAUUUGGACAAAUGACAACAUACACCUCUUAAAAAUCCUGAAGGUUCCAGUGAGGAAAAAUUCCCCACACUAUGUAGAAGAACUAGAAGUUUCAGAUGAUGAAUCCAGCGCAGAUAACAGCAGCAAAAACGAAAGCAAAAUCACAAAUAAUUCUAAUUUAGUUAAAGGAGGGCAGCCUGGUGUGUUGCUCAAUGGCUUUGGUGAAAAAUUCAAAGAUUUGGAAGGCAGCUCAGAAGAGAUACAGCGGACGAAAGAGACCCCUCGUAGUUUUCUCCAACAGCUUGACGCUCGGAUAAAAAGCUCCAAAAAAGAAUCUGAAAAACUAAGGUGAGUUCUGUGUGGUAAAUUUCUAGCUGUUUUUUACCUUCAACCUUUUAAAUUGUUAUUUGAAACCAUUCAGCAGAUGAAGUCAAGAAUCUGAAAGAUGGUAGAAGCAAGGUAACAUUGAUUGGGGUAGCGGGGGGAAGGGGUACAGUCGAACCUUUAUUGAGCAGCACCAUAUUAAGCGGUCACCCUCUAUUAAGCGGUCAGUUUUGAAAGUCCUGAAAAUUACUUUGCUUGAUGUAAUGCAAUUUUGACCUCUAUUAAGUGGUGGCAAUCUCCAUUAGCAAAGUCCCAAUGGGACUUUUUCCAGGGGGGGGGGGUACUGCCACAUAUGGGCUAUAUGGGUAUGUGCCGCUGUGAAGGGUAUGGUUUUCAAGCAGUUUACUCUAGGAUAGGGUAUAUAAAUCAGAGCGUUUGGGUCUAGAAUAGGGUAUCAUUUUUCGGGAAACUGAUCAGUUGGUUGAAGAUUUUAUCUAGACUGGGGAAACAGCUACUCUAGGAUAGGGGGAUUUGGGAGUUUACUCUAGUGUCGGGUAGCAAAAUUCAGCUGAACUAGCUCUGGUAUAGGUCAAGGGUUCCAGGGUCCUAGCGGCACAUCCCCACCCUGAAAUUCCUAAAGUGCUCCCCCCGGGGACUUUUUCUAUCGUCUUGACCUGUCUUUAACGGUCACAUGGCACAAUUACUUGUUCAUACAGUUUCAAAUAAUGUAACACACAAGGCACAAUAAUUGAUUUCCUUGUCUAUUUUUGCAAUGCAUUGAAAUGUUGGAAAUGAAUGCUUCUUUUUGAGGUCAUAUGUCUGCUCUUAUCAGCACUGGAGAUCGAAUUCUUUAAACUGUAUUUCUUGCAACCUGUAUUAGGCAGUCACCCUGUAUUAACCCUUUCAUGCGCAAAUUCCUGGGAAGGAAAAGGCCGCUAAAAAUACUACCAACAAAAAAUUUAUUUCUUGGCAUCAAUCUUGAUAGUAUGGUGUCAAAAAUUGACCUAGACUGUUUCGGGAUACAUUAAAUUGAAGCUAGCCUGCAUUCGGUAACAGAAAACCAAAUAUCCUAUUUUUGAGAAUUUUUUAAAAAUAAAAACUUGACAAAAAUGUGUCUCAAAAUAAUUGCCUAUAAAGUUUAUCACCACAUGGUUACUCCACACAGCAACAUACAUCAAAGCCAGUGAGAAAAAUCGAUCCAAUGUCACACAAGCUUUAUUUUGAAACCAAGAAAGCAAAAUAAACGGUGUUAAAACUAUGAAAGAAUGGCAAAAAUCUUUGACUGGUCGAUACAAAAUGGCGCUAUUUGCAUAUGUUUCUUUGUAAAAUGACCGAUUUUGCUUCGAGUUACCUUUCAAGCCUAUAAAUCCAGCACCUUUCCUGGACAGCACGACACACUUAAAAGUUCAACUGUUUGAAUCUUAAGCCUCGUAGUUCGCUGAAGAACGAUUCCCUGAAUGUUACCGCUUAAUACAGGUUCCACUGUAGUUUUUUUAUGGUACCCUAAUCUAGAAACAGACUCUUGUGUUAGCUCAACAAUAUUGUAACUAAUUGUAGUUAUUAAAGACAGUACAAAAGCAAAAAUUCCAACUCUACUUUACAUUUAAAAAAAAAGUUUCUGAUGAAAGUCUCCCAAGGUGGUCUGUCCUGAAAAGCUAUUAGCUAUUAAAUGCAUAGUUAGUGUAACAGACUAUCAGGUAAAUGUUACUGUACAAGGAAGUUACAAGCUUUUGGCUGAUCUGGUGGUUAGAAAAUGCACUAUAACUCAACUCAUGGCUUUGAUUUCGAAGUAGGAUUCAGUUCCUUUCAAUUUCAACUACAUCCUGACCUAAACUGAAUAUUUCAAGGUGUUACUUUCUUAUCAGGGCUGUGGUCUAGCAGAGCCCAGUGGCCCCUGGCACCCAACUUUUGCUCUCGGGUGACUAGAAAAUCUCAGAUUUUUCAUACAAAUCAUACGCUGGGCACCCUGGAUUUUACAGGUUCGGAGCACUAGGCUCCCUUCAAUUUUCCUUAGAGCACAGCCUUGCUUGUAUUUGUAUUUUAUUUUUUACUCCAUCCUAUAAUACAUUAGUUGUACAAUAAUACAAUAGUUGUACAAUAUUAAUAAUACAUUAGUUGUACAAUAUCAAUUGGUACAAAGUUGCUUAAACUACAUGUAAAUAAUAAUGAUAAUAAAAGAAGAAAAUUAGAAUGGAGAAGGGCACAUUAUAGUAAAACUAAUCAUGGCCCUUUAACAAGAUUGACUUUAUCCUUUUGUAGUUUUGUUAUUCAUUAAAACACAAACACGCAUGCACGCACACACACACGCACACAAGUCAAUAUUGAGCAAGAUAAUAUUUUUUAAGUGCCCUUUUGAACAGCAUUUUCGAUGAUUUAUUGCGAAUAGAAAGGGGGAGAUCGUUCCAAUAGUAUUUUCCAAUGACGGCAGGGCAAAACUUUCGAAUAUUGAUUCUUGAGUGGGGAAUGUGUAAUUGCUGAGCAGAUGCACUUCGUGUAAAAUAAUCAUGUUGCUCAGAUAGAAGAAAUAAUGGAAAAUUACAAGGCUUAUUAUCAGAGACGUAAUCAUAUAAAAACAAACAAUUGUAAAUUUUAACAAUAUCACGAAAUUUUAAUAAAUCUAGAUGAGCAUAAUGAGAGAAUAGUAAAUACUAGUUAAACAUUGAUUUCCUAGAUAACUUUUUAUCUUUGUCAUAAUAUUAAUACUCUUACUGACUUUAUCACAAACAUAGUCGAUAUGGUCAUGCCAGGAUAGGUGGCUGUCAAUAUAGAUACCUAAGAACAAAUCACUUAUACACUUACAGCAUAGUUAGUCGAGGAGACUGGUUAAUGAAAGCCAGUAAACAUCAAAGUUGAAAACAAUGCUGCUGUAGUUUAUGUUGGAAGCUCCCUGAUCAUGCACAAUUCUUUGGUUUUUGUUCACAAAUUGUGACGGAAUAAAUUAAUGCGGUGUUUCUGUUGGUCAGUAAGUUCAAAAUGAUAGGAAUGCUAUUGAACAUUGAGCACGCGUUAUCAAAAAAAGGAUCAAUUUAGGUUUCAGAUAAACUGCCCACCUACCCCUCCUCUGAGCCAACAUUAUCACUUACUUCUCACUCAGGGCAAAAUGUUGGCUCAGGGGAGGGGUAGGUGGGCAGUUUCCCAGAAAUCUAAAGUGAUCUUAAAAACAUAUAACAAAGAAGUAUGUUGGGCUUUAUAACCAUUCCACUUUAUUAUCUAUGCGUAUAGUACGAAACCAGUUAGAACUCUUUAUUCCCCAGAUUGAAGUUUUUGCUGUUCUUGCAGAACUGUCUCUGGUCCUAAAGUCAUAGCAGAUGUGGAAAAGUUAAAUGAAAGCCAUGUCGCAGAUGAUGAUUUGUUCCGACCACUUGAAAGUACAUCAUCACGCAAACACAGAGGAAAGAUACUUGCAUCAAAGAGACAUUUUAAAACGGAUAGAACUUCCCUUCAGGAAUCUGAUGAACAGUUCUUUGAGCUCUGAUGCAGUUUAAAACAUUUUUAGCUAUCAGAUUCUGCGGUAUUCUUGUGGAAGUCCUUUUACUGCAGUGACAGGGAUGACAAUACAUGUAUGAUAUAAUUUAUUAUUAUCUCAUGAUUUGGAAGGAAUCAUUUGAGUUGCUAAUAGCAGUGAAUGAACACCUGCUAAAAUGUCAUGAAUGAAUCUGAUGUCCAUACAUUGAAGAAUUGAGUGUUCUUUGGGUUGACAGAAGUGACGUGUAAAUGCAAGUUUUAGAUUAAUUUUUAGAAAACAUAAAUUAUUGAAUGUUCCCAAUCAGAGUUCCUUUUUCCCAGGACUGAGUGGGACUCAGAAUAUUUUUUAUAUCACCAAAAAAUCAAAUCCAAACUUUUGACAGUGACCACUAAGCAGGAGCAGAUUCAGGAAUUUUGGGAUUGUAAGUGGAAGCCCGCUUGUUUGUACUCUUCAUAAGUUUCAUCCUUUCUUGUAGCUAAGUGCUACCUAUUAUUCUGUACCAGACAACUUCAAUUAUCUAGACCCUUGUAAUUAUGAUACUUUUAGUAAUGUUGAAAUUGUAUCCGUAAAUGAAUGCAGCUUUGAAACAUUCUUUCUUUGUAAUUAUUGAUAAAUUUUUGCACGUGUCAUCAGCCGGAACAAGCCUUCAGACCCUUGUAAAAAGGUAUAACCAAAGCCUUAGGCCCUGUCCACACUAAUGCGUUUUCGUUGUCAUCGAAAACGCAUCGAUCGAAUAGUGUCCACACUUCCGUUUUGAUGCGUUUUUGACUGUCAACACUAAAAUGUUAGAAAACGAUAGAAUUGCACGUUGUGACGUAAUUUGAACUCUAUGCGCAUGCUCUAAUUUUUCACACGCACCUGCGAUAUUUUCGGUCAUCGUUUUUAUUUUGAUGCGUUUUCGACCGUCUCGCGUUUUCGUUUUGAUCCACUCUCAAGAGCGUUUUCUAAUCGAUGCGUUUUCGAUGAAAACGCUAAGCGUAUUGGUGUGGAUGGAAGGCCUAAACGCAUCGAAAUGUAUGCGUUUUCAAACUUCAAUUUGUGAUUGAAUGGGCAACCUAGGUGAAAGAUGAGACUAUGAGUUAAUCACUCCCUUCUCCUGGAUCCGCUAUACAACAUAAAUUCAGAACAUACCCCUCUCUUGUAAUGAACAUUAUGUAAAGUUCUGUAAUAUAAUAGAAUUAUUGAA
This is a messenger RNA of Porites lobata, 8327 nucleotides long. The record is from the annotation of a GenBank genome assembly. Lineage: Eukaryota; Metazoa; Cnidaria; Anthozoa; Scleractinia; Poritidae.